AUGGCCAGCAACACGGUGGACAGUGCCAACCACCUGCCCUUCUUCUUCGGCAACAUCACCCGGGAAGAGGCCGAGGAUUACCUGGUCCAGGGAGGCAUGACCGAUGGGCUCUACCUGCUGCGCCAGAGUCGCAAUUACCUGGGCGGCUUUGCCCUGUCGGUGGCCCACGGGAGGAAGGCGCACCACUACACCAUCGAGAGGGAGCUCAACGGGACCUAUGCCAUCGCUGGUGGCAGGACGCACAGCAGCCCCGCCGAGCUCUGUCACUACCACUCGCAGGAGUCAGACGGCCUCAUCUGCCUCCUCAAGACACCCUUCAACCGGCCCCCCGGGGUGCAGCCCAAGACCGGGCCCUUUGAGGACUUGAAGGAGAGCCUCAUCAGGGAGUACGUGAAGCAAACGUGGAACCUGCAGGGCCAGGCUCUGGAGCAAGCCAUCAUCAGUCAGAAGCCGCAGCUGGAGAAGCUGAUCGCCACCACCGCCCACGAAAAGAUGCCCUGGUUCCACGGGAAAAUCUCUCGGGAUGAAUCCGAGCAAACCGUCCUGAUCGGAUCGAAGACGAAUGGAAAAUUUCUGAUCAGGGCCAGAGACAACAACGGGUCCUAUGCGCUGUGCCUGCUGCACGAGGGGAAGGUGCUGCACUACCGCAUCGACAAAGACAAGACCGGGAAGCUCUCCAUCCCAGAGGGGAAGAAGUUCGACACACUCUGGCAGCUGGUGGAGCAUUAUUCUUACAAACCCGAUGGUUUGUUACGAGUCCUCACGGUUCCAUGUCAAAAAAUUGGCGCGCAGAUGGGAAAUGUUAAUUUUGACGCUCGCCCACAACUUCCAAGCUCCCAUCCUGCGACGUGGUCGGCGGGUGGAAUAAUCUCCAGAAUCAAAUCUUACUCCUUCCCAAAGCCUGGCUCCAAAAAGCCACCCCCGCCCCAAGGGAGCCGGCCGGACAGUAGCAUCUCGUACAACCCCUACGAGCCAGACAGAGGUCCCCAGAGGGAAGCCAUGCCCAUGGACACAGAAGUGUACGAGAGCCCGUAUGCUGACCCCGAGGAGAUCAGACCCAAAGAGGUCUACUUGGACCGGAAGCUGCUGACCCUGGAAGACAAAGAACUGGGCUCCGGCAACUUUGGGACCGUGAAGAAGGGCUACUACCAAAUGAAGAAGGUGGUGAAGACAGUGGCUGUGAAAAUACUGAAGAACGAGGCCAACGACCCAGCCCUGAAAGACGAGCUGCUGUCGGAAGCCAACGUCAUGCAGCAGCUGGACAACCCCUACAUCGUGCGCAUGAUCGGGAUCUGCGAAGCCGAGUCGUGGAUGCUGGUGAUGGAGAUGGCGGAGCUCGGGCCUCUCAAUAAGUACUUGCAACAGAACAGGCAUGUCAAGGACAAGAACAUCAUAGAGCUGGUUCAUCAGGUUUCCAUGGGGAUGAAAUACUUGGAGGAGUGCAAUUUUGUGCACAGAGAUCUGGCUGCAAGGAAUGUACUGCUGGUCACUCAACAUUACGCCAAGAUCAGCGACUUCGGACUUUCCAAAGCUCUGCGUGCUGACGAGAACUACUACAAGGCGCAGACGCACGGGAAGUGGCCCGUGAAGUGGUACGCACCCGAGUGCAUCAACUACUACAAGUUCUCUAGCAAGAGCGACGUGUGGAGCUUCGGCGUGCUCAUGUGGGAGGCGUUUUCCUACGGGCAGAAGCCGUACCGGGGCAUGAAAGGUAGCGAAGUCACCGCCAUGCUGGAGAAAGGAGAGCGGAUGGGGUGCCCUCCAGGGUGCCCGAGAGAGAUGUACGAGCUGAUGAACCUGUGCUGGACGUACGAGGUGGAGAAGAGGCCCGGGUUUGUAGCGGUGGAACUGCGGCUGCGCAAUUACUACUACGACGUGGUGAACUAAGGGCUCCUCUGCCUGACCCGGGCUGCCCUGGAUCGCACCAGAAAGCGAACUCAGCAGCUGACUCGG
Molecule: messenger RNA, 1953 nt
Organism: Lepus europaeus (European hare)
Lineage: Eukaryota; Metazoa; Chordata; Mammalia; Lagomorpha; Leporidae
Gene: SYK
Product: spleen associated tyrosine kinase
Exons: 13
Coding region: 1-1887 (628 amino acids)
Biological process (GO): innate immune response; regulation of platelet aggregation; positive regulation of B cell differentiation
Cellular component (GO): cytoplasm; extrinsic component of cytoplasmic side of plasma membrane
Molecular function (GO): ATP binding; signaling receptor binding; non-membrane spanning protein tyrosine kinase activity
Source: RefSeq, a predicted model, not a curated record